CGCUGUCCUCCCGUCAGCUUGUCAACUACAGCCUUUGGACGGGUCGCAGUUAUCCAUAACGACGCGUGGGUAUUGACUCCGAGAGAGAAUUUGCAAAGUCUACGCAAUAUUACGCGCUGCUUGCUCAUAAGAAAUGUAAAGCGCGUCGGCCGCGGCUCGGGAUUGUUAUCCGAAAGAGCGACUCACCAGCACCACCAGAACAACAAUUUGCCACUUGCACUCUCCUUGCAUUGAUCUCGUGGCAGAGGAAUGGAAAGAAACUGUCAUGGCUUCGGAAAAGAGACCUUCCAUUACCCUCCCCUCCUCGAGUCCGACCGGCCGUGGAGUCAGCCCAUCUCCCCAGGGAUUGAGACUACGUCCACUGGGUAGGGCGACCACGUUUGCUGAGGACAACUCUCGGUUGGGACGUCGAUCAAGCUCAUUCAUCUCCGAAACAUUAUCUGAGACGCGAAGGUCAUUGCGAUCAUCUACCGACGAUAUUCUUCUACCACGUCUAAAAGACGGGGACGACAUUGUCGACCAUGAUGAGAAUUCUCAUUGGCAAUCUCUUCCCCUGGGCCUUGCAUUGCUGCCGGCUGUUGGAGGUUUGCUAUUCAAGAAUGGAAGCGCGGUGAUUACCGACAUCACGCUAUUGGGUCUUGCUGCUAUUUUCAUGAACUGGGCGCUCAGAUCACCAUGGGAUUGGUAUCGAGCUGCACAGACUCAAGCUCCGCCCGGGUCGGCUACACCGCCAGUGUUUACUCCAAUCGAUGAAAGGGACGAGGAAUUGGAUCCAACGGCGAACCCUGUUGGUGGCGAGGGCUCUCCAUCUGCCCACCCUUCUGGUCCCAAGUCCAUCAGUUCAAGUGGAUUGCAUCAUGCCGAAAAGGCGUCUGCUAGAAAGGAACUACGGAUUUAUGAACUUGCCGCACUGGUCUGCUGCUUCACUUUCCCGUUGCUGGCAGCCUGGCUACUUCACGGCAUCCGAUCGCAACUCAGUCGACCGUCUGAGGGUCUAGUGUCUGACUAUAAUUUGACCAUUUUCAUACUGGUGUCCGAAAUUCGGCCGCUCUCCCAUCUCAUCAAAAUGGUACAGAAGAGGACGCUCUUUUUGCAGCGCAAGGUCAGUGCUGACCUGCUGGCUGAUAGCAGACGAGUGGACAAUCAGCAGCUCAAAGAUCUCUCCCAUCGACUUGAGGAACUAGAAGCUCAUGUCGCAGAUCGGAUUGACACGGAGGCACCACAGAUCCCAGAACCUGUCGGCAAGGCUCUCGACGCGAAGAUCCCGACUGUGGUGCGAACAGAAGUCCAGAAGACGGUGCAGCCUGAAGUGGAUGCGCUGAACCGAGCCAUGCGCCGGUACGAGAAGAGAACCACGAUUUCCGCCGUCCAAUUCGAGUCGAGGCUGCAGGACCUCGAAGCACGGCUGAAUGAUGUCGUAUCACUGGCUGCCGCCGUUCAACGAAAUGCUGAUCGGAAGACGGACAGUUAUUUUCUCAUUUUGACGAACUGGGCGUGUGCGAUGGUGGUAGUCCCCGCGCAGUACCUGCUAUAUCUUUUGAGCCUACCCGGCAAAAUGGCCAAUGCGGUUAUUGCGUGGCCAAAACAAUACUUCUCCAAGACGACAAAGUCGGCAGCACCCGGCAAAGAUGCUCGGACUGCGAGGAGGAGUGCAGCUCCACGUUCUAGCGAUCGCGAAAAGAGGGCCAAGGUAUCACACACCCAGGCUGCGAGCUAAGGAAGUACCGAGGUCUGCUUUUUUUCAGAAUGGAGUUAUUCGUGUCCUAUUUUGUUUGAUAAUCCCACUCGUACAAGUUACGUGCGGGAGUAUGUCCAGGGAGUGGUGAUCGCUACUGCGUGAAGUGCAGCGAUAAAGAUAUAUACCACGAGGGAUGCUUGGGACCCAGAGAUAUACCCCCUCGGGGUUGAAUGACUGUGUACGUUGAGAUUCGCGAUGGGUGUUAUAAAGGCGCAAUGGCUAAAGUAGGCAUGCUGGUUCCUGUUUCAUUCGUAUAACUAUGCGUUAG
Molecule: messenger RNA, 2006 nt
Organism: Exophiala oligosperma
Lineage: Eukaryota; Fungi; Ascomycota; Eurotiomycetes; Chaetothyriales; Herpotrichiellaceae
Exons: 2
Coding region: 266-1717 (483 amino acids)
Source: RefSeq, a predicted model, not a curated record